UCUCAAAAGACUUGUGUCAUUUACUAUCUUCUCUUCUCUUUUCUUUUCAUGUCUCCCUCUCCCCCUCCCACAAUGAAAUCCUUGGACGCACUCCACAAUCUCCCGGCGGUGGAGUCCGGUGACGCUGAUGUGAAGAACGUCGACGAUGAUGGCCGAGAGAGGAGAACGGGGACGUUUCUGACGGCGAGUGCGCAUAUUAUCACGGCGGUGAUAGGCUCUGGAGUGUUGUCUUUGGCUUGGGCUUUAGCACAACUUGGUUGGGUGGCAGGAACCGUGAUCUUGGUGACUUUCGCCAUCGUCACUUACUACACGUCCACUUUGCUCGCCGAUUGCUACCGAGCGCCGGACCCCAUUACCGGAACACGCAACUACACCUAUAUGGGCGUCGUUCGAGCUUACCUUGGUGGUAAAAAGGUGCAGCUAUGUGGACUAGCACAGUACGGUAACCUCGUUGGGGUCACUAUUGGUUACACCAUCACUGCUUCCAUAAGCUUAGUAGCGAUUGGGAGAGCAAAUUGUUUUCAUAAAAACGGCCAUGGUGCGAAAUGUUCUGUAUCGAAUUAUCCAUACAUGGCGGGUUUUGGGCUCCUCCAGAUUUUUCUAAGUCAGAUUUCUAAUAUUCACGAGCUAUCCUUCCUCUCGAUCAUCGCCGCGGUUAUGUCCUUCUCUUAUGCCUCUAUUGGUAUCGGUCUGUCCAUCGCCAAAGUGGCAAGUGGGAAGGUUGGUAAGACAACACUGACAGGUACGGUGAUAGGAGUGGACGUAACUGCGUCUGAUAAAGUGUGGAAAGCGUUCCAAUCGGUUGGGGACAUUGCGUUUUCGUACGCUUUCACCACUAUUCUCAUUGAGAUCCAAGACACAUUGAGAUCAAGCCCACCAGAGAACAAAGUGAUGAAAAAAGCAAGUCUUAUUGGAGUCUCAACCACAACUGUUUUCUACAUCUUAUGUGGUUGCAUUGGGUAUGCUGCGUUCGGAAACAUAGCCCCUGGUGACUUCCUUACCGACUUUGGGUUUUACGAACCUUUCUGGCUCGUCGAUUUUGCUAAUAUUUGCAUUGCUGUCCAUCUAAUCGGUGCCUAUCAGGUAUAUGUUCAGCCCUUUUUCCAGUUUGUUGAGAGCAAAUGCAACAAAAAAUGGCCUGAAAACAUUUUCAUCAACAAAGAAUACUUGUGGAAGAUACCAUAUCUCGGAAAAUGGCGUCUCAGCCCCUUCAGGCUGGUGUGGAGGACAUGCUAUGUGAUUUUGACAACACUGAUAGCAAUGAUAUUCCCCUUCUUCAACUCCAUCUUGGGUUUGCUCGGGGCGCUUGCCUUCUGGCCGCUAACAGUUUAUUUUCCUGUGUCAAUGCACAUGGCUCAGACAAAGGUUAAGAAGUAUUCGGGCAGAUGGUUGGCGCUGACCCUACUCGUGUUGGUUUGCUUGAUUGUCUCCGCCCUAGCUGCAGUGGGAUCCAUCGUUGGCUUAAUCGAUAAUGUCAAGAAAUACAAGCCUUUCAAGAAUAUAGACUAAGUUACUUAUGAUGGUGAUCUUUGUAACUAUUUUAUAUGGACUAUUAUUUCUUUCUAGCAAAGUAUCUUAUCAAGGGUGGCUUCAAAUAAUGUUGUAAACAAUACUCUAUUUUGUUUUAUGUAAUAUUUAGUACUCCCUCAGUUUCCAAUUUUAAGUA
Raphanus sativus (radish) is the source of this 1666-nucleotide messenger RNA. Its product is annotated as amino acid permease 8. The transcript is spliced from 6 exons. Gene Ontology annotation, cellular component: plasma membrane. The record is from RefSeq and is a predicted model, not a curated record. Lineage: Eukaryota; Viridiplantae; Streptophyta; Magnoliopsida; Brassicales; Brassicaceae. The coding region runs from base 49 to 1509 and encodes 486 amino acids.